GCGCCUACCGCAGACGGCCAGCGACUAAGCCAUUGGGUACGCGCCAACUACAAACUAAACACUCAAAAAUUUGGGGUUUCUGCCCAUGGCAAACCGCGACAUUUGAGCGAUUUAACACUCCAAAGAUGCGCUUUUCGCUGAUUUUCCAGUUGGGUUUGUGCGCCGCUUUGUCGAAAGAAACGCAAUUCGAGCGAGUCGUGUUGAGCGCGAAUUUUUCUCCACAAUCUUCCCGUGAUUUUCCUCAAGAAAAUCCCGGCAGGAAGUGUUUGGGUAAUCUGACGAAAUGCCCGGAAACAGAUGGCGCAGAUCAGCAGACCUCUGAGCGCUUGCUGCAAUGGCUGACCGCUCCUCAGCCGCCUUUUAACCUGGGGGAGGUUCGCCUAGGGGUGAGCGUCGCCUGCCAGCGCGAUAGUCAGAAAUACAUGAGCGAGCUGCGCCUGCUGAAGAUGUGGGCGUUGAAAAUGUACGAUUCAACGGCGAAACUGCCAUCGGGCAUCCUCAACGGCAACGUGAACCAGCUGGGGGAUUUUGAUAUGUGUUUGUCCGCCCUGUCGGAGGACGGUGUGCAGGGGCAGUAUUGCCUGGCGGCCAUCGAGGUCCAGACGCCCCACAGCCCCCAUUUGGCCGCCCUGCACAAGCUGGCGCACUCGCACUACCACUUCCGCAGCAGGCUGGAGGAUCCCGGCCAUCGGGUGCCCAGAUUCUCCAGCAUUAACUGGGCGCUUUGUGUGCCGAGCUCCUGCUCAGCCAACGAUGUUUCCAUUGGGCUGCGCCCCAUCCUGGAGGCCAUUUCCAAUGACACCUCGUUGGAGUUCAGGCACCAAGUCAGUCCCUUGAUGUGUCAGGUGCGCAACCGAGCCUCUUUGCCCUGGUCGACGCUACUGACUUUGGCCCUUUUCGCCGGCUUGUUCCUCUUGGAGAUGUUCGCCUCUAUCUACGACAACGUCGCCGUCGGGGACAAAAAUAAGUGGCUGACUAGCUUCUCCUUGCCCAGGAACGCCUGCAGCCUGCUGGGGGCUGGGCGAGCCGCAGGCGACAUCCCAGCCAUCCAUGGCAUCCGCAUGUUCAACGCCCUCCUUCUCCUAACCGCCCACAAGUCCAUGGCUGUGCUGUUUUUGCCCUUUGCCAACCGCACGGAGGCCAUCGAGUACUUGGGGCGUCCGUAUUCAGUGCUGGGACGAGCGGCCAGCCUCUACACCGACCCCUUCAUCAUGAUCUCCGGCCUGCUGACCGCCCACUCGCUCCUGGGCAAGCUGGAGCGCAAUGGGCGCAUCAACGUGAUCCAAGAGUACGUUUCCAGACUCUACCGCAUCGUCCCUACCUUUGCCGCUCUCAUCGCUUUUUGCACCUUUGUCUUGCCCUGGCUCAAUGGGGGGCCCCUAUGGAACCAAGUGGUCACGCAUCACUCGGACAUUUGCAAGCAGUACUGGUGGCGCAACCUGCUCUUCAUACACAACUACUUCGGGUUCAAAGACAUGUGCUUAACGCACACCCAUCACUUGGGCAUAGACACGCAGCUCUUCCUCAUCUCCCCCCUAUGGGUGUACGGGCUGUGGCGAUGGCCAAAAAGGGGCGCUGUUGCCUUGGGGCUGCUGGCGAGCCUCUCUACAGCCGCUCGCUACUACGUAACAUUCAGCCGUAGCUUAUCCAACUACGUGCACUUCGGGACCUCGGUGCAGCAGCUGUUCGCCACGGCCGACUUCAUGUACAUUCUGCCGCCGCAUCGCGCCACUGUUUAUAUAAUGGGCAUUUUUAUGGGCGCGUUGCUGCGCCGCGCUGGGAACUUUGAGCUGAGCACGGUGCAGAUCAGACUUGGCAACGCGUUGGCUGUCUGCAGCCUCCUGGUGGCCUAUCUGGGGCCUUCCUUCAUGAGCAACUUGGACUAUGUGUACAACCCACACCAUGCCGCGCUUUAUGCGGCCUUUUCCCCCAUCCUGUGGGUGGGCUCCUUUUGUUGGCUCAUCUAUUCCAGCCAGAAGGGCCACAAUGGUUUCAUAGGGCGACUGUUCGCGCACCCCGUUAACGCGCUGUGGACGAAAAUUUCCUAUACAGUCUACCUGACGCAGUUCCCGGUGUUUUUCUACAACGUGGGAGUGACCAGGACGUCGCGCGAGUUCGGGUUCUUCACCCAAAUCUUCAAUCUGCAGGAAUACGCCUGGAUCGGCGCUCUGUCCGUCCUGAUGACGCUGUGCGUCGAGAUGCCCUUUCAAAACCUCAGGACUUUGAUGGUGAAGCGCAGUGCUCACGGCGCCCAAGUGGUGAAAAAGACCAGUUGAAGCCGACUGCGUUUCGAACAAUUCCCGCGGCGCUUUUUAGGUGUAAAUCUGCCUCUUGGCGGGUAUCAAAUCUCCUUCUUCGCUGCCAGGAGCAGCAGGUCAACUAAGGAAGGUGUCAGGAGAGGGAAUCAGGGUGCCACCGGUCUGAAACUGCCACACAUUGUAAUUCCCGAAUAAUAAACUAGUGAACCGCUUAAAGCCUA
This is a messenger RNA of Dendroctonus ponderosae (mountain pine beetle), 2479 nucleotides long. Its product is annotated as O-acyltransferase like protein. The transcript has 11 exons. The record is from RefSeq and is a predicted model, not a curated record. Lineage: Eukaryota; Metazoa; Arthropoda; Insecta; Coleoptera; Curculionidae. The coding region runs from base 126 to 2276 and encodes 716 amino acids. Gene Ontology annotation, molecular function: acyltransferase activity, transferring groups other than amino-acyl groups.